Messenger RNA from Neurospora tetrasperma FGSC 2508, 345 nucleotides. RefSeq lists its product as uncharacterized. Bases 1 to 345 code for a protein of 114 amino acids. The transcript has 2 exons. NCBI's taxonomy places the organism in Eukaryota, Fungi, Ascomycota, Sordariomycetes, Sordariales, Sordariaceae. The record is from RefSeq and is a predicted model, not a curated record.
AUGCUUCAGCCAUAUUGGAUUGGUUCCUCCAAACCACUCAAGCUCUCACAUAACUUUCAACCCAAAGACAAAAGCACCAGCAACCCGGACCAUACUACCGGGCUUUCUGCUGGUCCGUGGUUCCAUUCCGUGGCCCAGACGCUCAGUAGCGUCCAUGAUAGCGCGCAACCACCGCUGCGAGAAGUGGGAACUGAACUCACCUACACUGGAGCAGACCGGCAAGUCCUCAGCAACCCCGUUGGUGCUCUUCUAACCGAAUCCCGCCCGGUACUGUUCCGCGGCGCCGAGGGGCAAAAAAAACCCGUGGAUCGUAAACGGCCGGAGAAACUCGAGAGCGAUCUAUAA